AUCCGUAACCGGAAAUAGAAGUGACUUUGUGAACGUGACACGCGGACCGCCCGUGAGACUUUUCUGCUUCAUCUGCUUUUCCACGCGGCGUUUGCGCUCCUCUGUUGUUGUAGUUAGCUUUAAAAAUGUGCGCGUUUCGUGGAGCCAGAAGGACCGUUCUGGCGGACUGAGCCUCCGGUGGAGUUCGGUGCCGGUUCCGAACCCGCAGCCGUUUGGACUCCCAACCCACUCACCGGGAUGCGGCCGAGUGGACUUUUCCUGUUUGCGUGGGAGCGUUUGCGGGACUCGGCGGGACAACAGCAGAUCUGCGGGAUGUUUUGAGCCUCGCGGGUCAUGACCAACAGGAGCCCAGGACGACGUGGCGAUCUUUCAGCACGAGGAGAUGCUUUAAGGAAAUAACUCAUCAGGGACACUCCUUUGGUGAUCACACCUGGAUUACACCUGGAUUAGCAGGAUUUAGGAUUCUCGUGUCAACCUUUGAGGGAAAUUCCUGAUGUUUAUCCCUGCAGAGAACUGAGGGCGAUCUGAGAGGCGCCCCACCCUCAUCAUGUUGGCUCUGAGACUGGAGCAGGGCAGGCGGGGGUUGGGGGACGUCGAUCACCUGCAGAAGGACGCCCCUGUGCCCUGGCAGCCGCAGGGCCGGCCGUCGGCACGGCCGCCUUCUCAAGAGCUGGGCAUAAACAUCCGGGAGAAGAUCUCCAAGUGGGAAGGUCUGAGUCAACAGAGCAGCAGCCGGGAUGGGGCGGUGAAGUCACACCCUCCCACCGUUUCUCGGGUUUAUUCUGGGAACCUCCUGGGGAGCGCGGGAACGCCGGAGAACCGCAGGGAGGAGCAUCAUCCCAGACAGAACCACUGCCGAGGAAAGAGCUUGGAUUUCAGGGAACCUCCAGGAAGCGUCUUCGGCGUUCCUGAUGUCGCCGGGCGGAAGUCUGACCCCACACCAAAACACAACCUCAAGUCUGCGAGCUCAUCAGCCAAAGUGGACGCCAGCAGCAGCUUUUCUGCAGCCAAGCAGUUUUUCAGUGGAGACGUUCUGGAAGCAGCUUCCAAAGCUCAGGCUCCACCCGCUGAAGACCGGGACGACGCCAUGCCUGCUGGGAACUUUUACACCUCGCGGGGGUUCUGGCGGAAGCUGGAGGGGAACCGGCUGCUCUGGGAAAAGGGCGAAGCUGCAGGUGAAGCUCCUGGCCCGCCCAAACCCCGCCGGACGUUUAAGUACAGCGUGGCCAGCAACGGACAUGCCGCGCCGCUGGACGCCACGUCCUCGCCAAACAACCACUGUAACGGCAGAAGCAGGAGGAGGGGGGCGCAGCCACCGAACUUCCCGCCCCCUCCCUGUCCAGUCAUAAAGUUUGAAGGACUUUCGAGGCAUAAGAAGAGCAGGAAGUCCUUCGAGUACGAAGAUGCCUCUCGUAUGACAGUCCAGCAAAGCAUUCUGGGAGAUGAGGUUGUGCAGUCCAGCCUGAGCCACGCCUACUCUGAUGACAACAUAUAUGAAGAAAUAAUGCCUGACGGGAGCAGAGAAGAUCCGUACGAAGACGUGAAGCCGUCUCCUGCGUGUCUUCCUCCUCUGAGACCUCAAGCCAGAAAGAUGUCCUCUAAACCCCAGACGCUGCAGGGAUAUGUGGGUAAAAUGGAGAAGAAGAUGCUACAAGCUUUCUUACCGUCGAAAUCCACAACUUUGGCGGAAAGUUCCAAACCGUCGACGCCCCGCCGCUCCAACACGCAGAGACCCCCCAAGACUCCUCAGUUUGUCAACAAAAUUGAGACCAUUUUUGAUGACAAACGUGGGAGGAAGAGGGUGAAGAACCAAGGUGUUGUCGUUCUAGAGGAGAGCGCCGGGGCGGACAGUGACCCUGAGGACAGCUCCAAAGUUCACAUCCACUCCACGCUGAGGCGCCGUCCGGGCUACCGGACGCUGGAGAGAGACCUGAUCCAGCUGCAGCAGCAGCAGCUCUUCCAGCUCUUCGUGGUGGUGUCGUUGAGGAAGAGCCCCCGAGGAAGCUCCUACUCCCCAGAAAUCACCCAACAGUUCCCCAAAAUGUUUGAGAAAUCGUCUCGACUCUCCAAAGAAACGGAGGAUCAGCUGAAGGUGAUUCCAAACUUCUGCUUCCCCGACACUCAGGACUGGAAACCCACGGCGGACAUAUCCAGUGAAACCUUUUCCUUUGUGCUGACGGGAGAAGACGGCAGCCGCUGGUUCGGUUACUGCCGUAAGAUCCUGCCUCGUGGCAAAGGGAAGAGGCUCCCGGAGGUCCACUGCAUCGUCAGCAAGCUGGGCUGCUUCGACCUGUUCGCAAAGAUCCUGGAGGAGGUGGAGAAGCGCAGAGAAAUCUCGCCGGCGCUGGUCCACCCGUUCAUGCGCAGCGUCAUGGAGUCGCCGUUUCCGGCUCCCGGACGCACAGUCACCGUCAAAAGCUUCCUACCCGACUCCGGGAAAGAUGGGAACGAGGCUCUGACUCUGUGUCGCCCGGUGGACUCCCGGCUGGAGCACGUGGACUUUGACAGCCUGCUGCAGUGUCUGAGUGCAGAAAGACUCCUGCAGGUCUUCGCCUCGCUUCUGCUGGAGAGGAGGGUCAUCUUCAUCGCUGACAAACUCAGUGUCUUGUCCCGAUGUGGCCAUGCGGUGCUGGCGCUGCUUUACCCCUUCACCUGGCAGCACACCUUCGUGCCCGUGUUACCUGGCAGCAUGCUGGACAUCAGCUGCUCCCCGACGCCCUUCCUGAUCGGCGUGCUGUCGCCGUACCUGCCGCAGCUGCUGGAGCUGCCCAUCGAGGAGGUGCUCAUCGUGGACCUGUGCGCCGACAAGUUCGUCAUUCAGCUUGGCGAUGAAGACUGCAUCCUGCCCAGCAAACUGCAGGCCGCCCUGCUGCAGAUCCUGGAGGACAGGCUGGACAUCCUGAGGCAAAGCGGCGACGACACCAGUCCACCAGGUCAGCAGGCAGACCUGAGCUCGCUGCUGUCGGAGAGCUUUGUGCGUUUCUUUGUGGAGCUGGUCGGCCACUACCCCCUCCACAUGGUGGAGUCCUCCAACGGAACCAAGGAGCUCCAGCGCGACUCCUUCCGGAAGUCCCACCCGUCCCGCGGGGUUCGGCAGUUCCUGCAGCUCUUCAUGGAGACCCAGAUGUUUGCCGGCUUCAUUCAAGACAAGGAGCUGCGCAAAGCAGGAGGACGAGGUCUGUUUGAAACCCGGGUAUCCGAGUAUCUGGACUCCUGUCCGGAUCCUGAGCCCAGCGGAGUCAACAAAUUCCUGAAAGGACUUGGAAGCAAGAUGAGACUCCUGCAGAUCAAAUGAAGCCUCCAGGAUCUUAACCUUUACAUUAAAGAUUGUAAUUCAGAGCAGCUGCCUUGAUUUUUUAAGGACGUCUGUGAAGAACCGUGGUGUCUGAACAGGACAGGAGGAGUCCACAUCUUCUCCAGCCUGGUUCUGUGAAGCUUCAGUCCAGCUCCACCUUCUCCGUUUGAAUGAAGCCUUCCUGAUUCUGUAUUUAUGAUUGUGUAAAUGUCUCUGUGAUCAUAUUUUAUGCACGUGGUUGUAAAUCCUUCCUGUUCCUCUGCAGGUUCAGCUGAUCCGGUUUCAGGUAUUUCAGUGUUUCCGGCUGGACUUUAAAACCUCUUUUUACGUCGCUCUUUUUUUAAACUGGAUUUUGUCUUUUUAAAAGAUUUUGCACAAGUUUGCAACCAGUGUUGGCAAUUGUUUUGUAUUAAAGCAUGAGGUGGCUGAAGCUCAGA
This is a messenger RNA of Oryzias melastigma (Indian medaka), 3732 nucleotides long. RefSeq names its product DENN/MADD domain containing 2C (gene dennd2c). The record is from RefSeq and is a predicted model, not a curated record. The coding region runs from base 548 to 3295 and encodes 915 amino acids. The transcript is spliced from 19 exons. Lineage: Eukaryota; Metazoa; Chordata; Actinopteri; Beloniformes; Adrianichthyidae.